AUGAGCUCCUCUCUACCGCCCUUUGCGCCGUUCCCAAAGGCUUCGUGGCGGCAGCACAUCUCCCCAGAUGAGUGGGAAGCUCUAUCAGAAGCUUGGAUCGCCCUCUCACAAGCCUAUCUCGACCUGGACGAUGCCGCAUUCAAAAAGGAGGCCACAGACGACAGCUCUCUAACGACAUUUGUAUCGACCUUUGCAGAGGAGGCGGCAGCAGCAGAGUCCGAUGCAAAGACAACAACAAUAGCGUCAUCAUCCCCCCGGCUCCUCAAGACGAUAUUCCGCCUCGCAUCGCGCAUCCUCACAGCCUCGCCCCCUCCUCGUCUCCUAGACGCCCGCUUCCUCGCCGGACUAUGCCGGAUAUUCCCAAAGAAUCACACAGCGCCUCUGCUGGCGCGGCUCUUCUCCAGCAGCCACGCCGCCGCCGCUGUCGAAUCCUCUCUGCUCUCCCUCAAGAAGCUCCUCAUCCCGCACCUCGACGCCGGCAGCAAGGGGGAUCUCAAGCUCGUCGAGCGGGAGCUCACGCAGCUGAACCCGCUGCUGCACGCCUCGCCCGACGCGUGCAUGCUGCUGCUCGCGGGUUCCGACUUCUUCGACGGCCUGGUGACGUGCUUCCGCGUCGUCAACCCGCCCCUGCGCAAGGCCAUCAUCACCACCGUGUAUCUGUGUCUCGUUGGGUUGACGGAGGUGGAGCCCCCGAAAUGGUCCAUGAUUAGCGAUCAGCUGUAUGCCAUUCAGGUGGCUGCCGAGGCGCACAGGAAGGGGCCCCUGAAUGCCAACGACUCUCUGGGAGCGGAUCUUGUGACGAAUACUCCUAUACUGAAGACGCUGCUCCGAAAAGUUGAAUCAUCAACAUCGGCACCGUCCAACAUCAAGAAUCGCAUCACAGCAUUGGAAUCCUUCAAAACGGGCAUCAUCGUCCGGCCGAAGAAGAAGCUGGUCAAGAGAAAGUUGGACAAGGGCAAGGGGAGAGAAGCACCCGAGGACGUGCAUGCCGAGAUGCAUGUCCACCAGAUGAGCCGGAUAGCUCAUGUGCAAGACCUUUUCCCGGACCUGGGCGCUGGCUUCAUAGUCAAGUGUCUGGAUGAGUAUCACGACGACGUUGAGCAAGUUAUUGCGAACCUCAUAGAUGAGACACUACCGCCUCAUCUCGCUACUGCGGACAGGAGCGAGCCAUUAUCACAUACACAACCAGACAUCAAACCACACAAAGACCUAGCCCCUCGCUCAACACCCCCCCAACUACCCACAAGGCGCAACGUCUUCGACGACGACGAAUUCGACCGCCUGGCAAUCGACACGUCCAAGCUCUCCUUUGGCAAGAAGAACCCAGACAAGACGGCCGACGACGUCCUCAGAGACAAGUCCACCGCCCCCAACAAGGCCGCCAUCCUCUCCGCCCUCGCGGCGCUCGACCCGGACGACGACGAGCGCGACGACACCUACGACGCCGCCGACGUCGGAGGCACCGUCGACGCGGGCAGCAGCGGCCAGGAUGAGGCGGCCGACGCCAACGAGGAGCUGCUCUUCCGCGCGUUCCAGGGGCACGGCGGCGUCUUUGGCCGCGACGCCGAGACGAGGAGGAGCGGCGCGAGGGCCAAGCUGCGCGACGAGACGGGCAUGGCCGACGAGGCCAUCGAGGGGUGGGCUCUCAUGCUGCAGCGGAAUCCCGCGCAGAUGAAGCGCCUCGAGGCAAAGUACGCGUGGAGCGGCCAGCAGGCGCAGCUCGAGCGCACGUCGUGGAGGGCUGCUACUGCUGCUGCUGCUGCUGCUGCUGCUGCUGCCGCCGGUUCAGGCGCCGAGGAGAGCUCGGAUCCGGACGGAGGCAGAGGGCGUGGUCGAGGAGGUGGAGGUGGAGGUGGAGGUGGAGGUCGCGGCAGGGGAGGCGGCAAUGUCGCCGGGCCGACAGGGGAGAAGGAGACGGAGGCGGCGAAGAGGAAUAAGGAGGCGCAUAAGGGGGCGCGGGCGAAUCACAACAGGCGAGAUGCGAGGGCGAAGAAGAUGGCUCGCGGAGGGUUUGCAGGAUGA
This is a messenger RNA of Trichoderma reesei QM6a, 2022 nucleotides long. RefSeq lists its product as uncharacterized. Gene Ontology annotation, molecular function: ubiquitin binding. The record is from RefSeq and is a predicted model, not a curated record. The transcript has 3 exons. Bases 1 to 2022 code for a protein of 673 amino acids. NCBI's taxonomy places the organism in Eukaryota, Fungi, Ascomycota, Sordariomycetes, Hypocreales, Hypocreaceae.